AACAUUAGAUUGGAAUAUGAUUUGCUCUUUGACAAUAUCCAAAAAAAAAAAAAAACAAUUCCAAAGCUCCUUCUUUUGUCAAUCUUCAACACCAAAAGUGUUCCCAACUCUCUUUUACUUUUACUCAAUCGUCAACGCAAAUAAAAUACAAAAAAGAGAUCCUUUACGAAGCUUCCCCACACCCCCUCUCCAACCAACCAACCCCUUUUCUCUCUUUAUAUAUCUACUCCAUUCCAUUCCAUUCCAAUGUCAAACCCCACAUUAAAAAAAUUAGCUAAUUCAUUUUUCCCAAUUCCUUUUUCUCUUCAUGGCUUCCAGGAGGAAUCUAAAGAGGAAAUCACUUGAAGAUGAAGAUCUUGUUUUUCCACUAGAUGAACUUAAUCAAGAUCUUCUUGAAAGGGUUCUUUCAUGGCUUCCAACUUCAACUUUUCUCAGAUUAAGUUCAGUCAGCAAGAGGUGGAAAUCAGCUGCUACUUCCCCUGCUUUCCACCAUGCUUGCUCUGAAAUUCCAUCCAGAGAACCUUGGUUCUACAUGGUUGAUUCUUCACAAUCAUCCGAAUUCAAAAAUCAACAACACUUUGUUUAUGAUUCUGCUGAAAUGAACUGGAAAUUCCUCACCUACCCAUCUAAUUUUCUUGAAGAAAAUAAGCAAAAUGGGUCUAAUUUCAUCCCUGUUGCUGCUUCUAGUGGACUACUCUGUUUCCACAAUGGCGAAAAUGGUGAAUUCCUCAUCUGUAACCCUGUUACUUCCUCAUUUCGCAAGCUCCCUUUAUUGGAUUAUUCCGAUACCCUUUGUGCUAUUGGAAUGAUUUCUACUCAGGAAUCGUACAAACUCUUCUUAAUUUUCGGAGAAAUUCCAAAUCUUUCCUUGAGAAUCUAUGAUUCCACUACAGAUAGCUGGGAAGACUCUGCAAUUUUGAGUAGGAAAUCUCCUACCUGCCCUGUAGCUCAAUUUUGCAGUACUGACGAUGAUGAAGAAGAAGACGAUGAUCGAAUGCUCUAUUUCUUGAGUAAAUGUGGGAAUGUAGUAGCAACUGAAAUACAAAAAAACCCAUGUAAACAGUACUCUUCAAUAACCACCACCACGAAAGGCAGUGGACAAGAAAUCCUCUGUUUCUUGAACUCUUCCGGGAAAGCGGUAGCUUGCAAUCUUACCGAAAAACAUUUUUUUGAGUACCCAAGAUUGCUCCCUCUUCAUCACGAGUACUCAAUCGACUUAGUUGAAUGUGGAGGAGAGUUGUUAGCGGUUGUGCUAUCUGAAUUCCUUGAAACAGCAAGCCUCAGAGUAUGGAAAUUUGAUGAAAAAGAAUGGAGUUGGAAUCAGGUUUUGGCAAUGCCAUCAGCAAUUUCACAUGAAUUUUAUGGCAAGAAAGUGGACAUCAACUGUACUGGAGGAGGAGGAACUGGUGAACACAUGUUUGUCUGCAUUUCUAAUUCUGAUGCUGCUGCUGAUGAUGAGAGUUGUAGGUAUUUCUUGUGCAAAUUUGCUGAAAAUGAGUGGACUGAAUUGCCUGCUUGUUCAAGGAAAUUCAGCUGUGCAUUCUCUUUUCAGCCUAGGAUUGAAGCUUCUGCGUGAUAGAACAAAGCUAAAAUAAGAAAUUAUUCGAUUUUGACAGGGAGGAAAAUUUAGAAUAAUUGGAAUUCUUCAUUCUAUUUUUUCUUAGUUUGUUGCUACUUUUCACUUUAUUCUUUUAGGAUAUUUUUCUUGUUACUUUGGAAUAAAUUUAUUAUAGUUGGUGAUACUUUUCUGUUUUUAAAUGAGUUGAUGUAAUUGCUGAAAAUAAUUUCUUAUUCGAAUGGGGUCUCUGUCUUUCAAUAUAUAAUUUGUAGGUUUUGGA
Solanum dulcamara is the source of this 1838-nucleotide messenger RNA. Its product is annotated as F-box only protein 13. The coding region runs from base 308 to 1576 and encodes 422 amino acids. Gene Ontology annotation, molecular function: protein binding. Lineage: Eukaryota; Viridiplantae; Streptophyta; Magnoliopsida; Solanales; Solanaceae. The record is from RefSeq and is a predicted model, not a curated record. The transcript has a single exon.